Messenger RNA from Tachyglossus aculeatus (Australian echidna), 2965 nucleotides. It is a transcript of the gene ANKRD35, whose product is annotated as ankyrin repeat domain 35. The record is from RefSeq and is a predicted model, not a curated record. NCBI's taxonomy places the organism in Eukaryota, Metazoa, Chordata, Mammalia, Monotremata, Tachyglossidae. Gene Ontology annotation, molecular function: actin binding.
AUGAGGAGGAUCUUCUCCUGCUCCAGCUCGCAGGUGGCGUUGGAGCGAUGGAACCGACAGGACCAGAAGCUUCUGGAAGCAGUUCGGCGGGGGGACGUGGGGCGGGUGGCCGCCCUGGCCUCCCGGAAGACGGCCCGGCCCACCAAACUGGACGUCCACGGCCAGUCCCCGUUCCACGUGGCGGCGUCCAAAGGCCUGACGGAAUGCCUGACCGUCCUCCUGGCCAACGGGGCCGAAAUCAACACCAAGAACGAGGACGGGAGCACGGCCCUGCAUCUGGCUACCAUCUCCUGCCAGCCCCAGUGCGUCAAAGUCCUCCUCCAGCACGGUGCCAAUGAGGACGCAGUGGACGGAGAAAACCGGAGCCCCCUUCACUGGGCGGCCUCCUCAGGCUGCGCCUCCAGCGUGUUGUUGCUGUGUGACCACGAGGCCUUCCUGGACGUCCUGGACAACGACGGACGGACCCCCCUGAUGAUCGCCUCCCUGGGCGGACACUCGGCCAUCUGCUCCCAGCUCCUGCAGAGGGGGGCUCGGGUCAACGUCACGGACAAGGAAGACAAGUCCGCCCUGAUCCUGGCCUGCGAGAAGGGCAGCGCGGAGGUGGCAGAGCUGCUCCUCAGCCACGGGGCGGACGUGGGCGCCGUGGACCGCCUGGGCCGCAACGCUCUGCAUUACGCUCUGCACACCGACGACAAGGCCCUGCAGCGGCUGUUGAGGCAGGCCCUGAAUCGACGCCGCCGGGGAGGCCAGCUGCUGGUUAAACAUUCAGACAUGGUGGUCCAGGCCUCUGUGACCGAGCCCCAGGUCGGACCCCAAAUCCAGAGCCCGGGGAGGGCGGAAGAGGAGGAGGAAGAGGACGAGGAGGAGGAGGAGGAGGAGGAGGAAGAGGCGGCACGUGUGGAGGGCUGGCGGCAGAAGUUCGAGGCGGAGCGGAAGAAAGUGUGCCAGCUGGAAGGGGAGCUGGCACGGGCGGCGGAGGAGUGCGCGACCCAGGUGGCCGGGGCGGGCCGGGAUCUGGAGGAGAGGAUCCGGGAACAAGCGCGGGCCCUGGAGCUCCUGCUGCCCGCGGCGUCCGGAGGAGGGCCCGGCCCCGGCCCCCGGCCCGGUGGGGAUGGCAUGGAGGAGGGCUGCGCUCUGGACCUGCUGGCCCAGAGGGUGCUGGAGCUGAAGAGGAGGCAGGAACUGUUGUCUUUCCGGGGGCCUCCGCAGAACCCGCCCCAGACUGAGCAGGGACCCCAGAGUCCCGCUCAAAGGGGCCCCCAGGGUCCAGCUGAGCAGGGACCCCAGAGCCCGGCUGAGGACGCCCCUCCGAGCCCGGCCACCCGGGAGGAGCUGAAGCCGCUCCCGGCCCAGGCCCCUGAAGCCCGGUCGUCGCCCGCCGCCGAGGACCCGUCCCGGGACCGGCCCGAGGCCCAGGCGGCCGCCCCCGGGGCCCCCGGGGCCGAGCCCGCCGGCAUGGCCGCCCUCAGCCAGCUCCUGCUGCAGCUGAGGGAGGAGCUGGGGGCCGUGUGGAGGGAGAAGGAGGCCGCCCGCGGGGCCCUGGACCGGCCGGGGCCGGAGGCCGGGAGGGACGGCCGGGAGGUCCGGGCGGAGGCCGCGGCCGCCGCGUGGGAGAAGAUGGAGGCCCGUCUGGAGCGGGUCCUGGCCCGGCUGGACCGGGCCAAGGCCGGGCUGCAGAGGGAGGCCGGCCCGGGGCCGGGGGGCCCGGGGUCGGAGGUCCCCGGGGCCGAGGCCCGGGGCCUGCUGGAGCGGGAGGUGUCGGCCCUGCGGCAGAGCAACAGCAGCCUCCUGGACGAGCUGGGGGCUCUGGGAGGGGAGCGACGACGGCUGCGGGAAGAGCUGCAGGCCCUGCGACGGCGGCUGCAGCGGGAGUUUGUGCCCCGGCCGGAGGCCCAGGGCCAGCUGCGCCAGCUGCGGCUCAGCGUGGACCUGCUGGCCGAAGAGCUGGCCGCCGAGAAGGAGGCCACGGACCGGCUCCGUCGCCGGCUGGCCGCCCAGAGCAGCGGCCUGCGGGGGCUGCGGGACCACUUGCCCCCGGACCUGGUGGCCGGGCCCGACGCCGGGCCGGACGGCGAGCCCGUGGAGGAGCUGCGGAGGGGCCUGGCGGCCCUGGCCGGCCGCCACCGAGAGGCCCGGGCCCAGCUGGCCCGGCUGCAGGAGGAGAACCGCGGGCUGCGGGCCGGGCGGGGGCCGACCCCGCCGCCCCCCGCCGCCCCCGCCGCCCCCGCCGCCCCCGAGGUGGCCGCCCUGGAGCGGGACCUGGGCCAGCUGGAGGGGGAGCUGCGGGCCGUCCAGGCCACCCUCGGGGGCAAGGGCCAGGAGAUCGGCAGGCUGAAGCGGCUGCUGUGCCAGGCCACCGAGGAGGUGGCCGAGCUGCGGGCCCGCGAGGAGGCCGGCCGCGGGCGGCACGAGCGGGCCCGGGCCGCCCUGGCCGCCCAGGCCCAGGCCCGGGGCCGGGAGCUGGAGGCCCUGCUGGCCAAGUACCGGGCCGCCUGCCGCGACGGCGGCCGGCUGCGGGCCCAGGUGGCCGAGGAGCGGAGGCGCGCCGGGGAGCUGGAGGCCCGCGAGGCCCGGCGCCGCGGGGAGGCCGCCCAGCUGAGAGCCCGCUCCGACCAGUUGGAGAAGGCGGCCGGGGAGCUGAGGGCCCGUCUGGAGGAGCUCUGGGGGGCCUGCGGCGACAAGGAGGCCCAGAUCCGGGAGCUGCUGAAGAAAGUGGAGGAGCUCUCCGCCGAGGUCCUGGCCCUGCGCGGGGAGAACGGCAGCCUCAAAAUGCAGCUGCAGAAUUCCCAGAAGAACCACCAGGAGAUCAUCGCUACCUACAGGACCCACCUACUGGACGCAGCACGGGGCUGCCUGGAGGAGGAAGUGUAUGAGAUUCUCCUGCGGAUCCUGGAAAUGCAGGAAGAGGAGUGAGCCAGGAUCCCGUCACCUCCCGCCCGGAAGCAGGAAGGGCGGGGGGGCUUCU